Rosa chinensis is the source of this 1272-nucleotide messenger RNA. RefSeq names its product increased DNA methylation 1-like. Bases 333 to 971 code for a protein of 212 amino acids. Gene Ontology annotation, molecular function: transcription corepressor activity; acyltransferase activity, transferring groups other than amino-acyl groups. The transcript is spliced from 2 exons. The record is from RefSeq and is a predicted model, not a curated record. Gene Ontology annotation, biological process: negative regulation of DNA-templated transcription. Lineage: Eukaryota; Viridiplantae; Streptophyta; Magnoliopsida; Rosales; Rosaceae.
UGCCAGCUGUCAUGAUUUCGUGGGCAGCAAGCAGCAAAAGGCCACGUGUCAAUAAGUGAGAAAGUAUCCGUUGGAACCUGUUAUAUAAACCUGUACCUGCAUUUGCUCUGUCUUCACUUUCUCUCCUCUACCUGCAAAUCAUUUAUUUGUUUCUCUUGAAUUUCUUUGUUUCUUCACUCUCUCUCUCUCUUUCUCUCUGUUCAACAAAUUUCUCUUCUCUGAUCAAACUUUCCGCUGAAUUAAGCCCUAAGAUCGAGACCCACAUCGAUCAAAAACCCUAAUCGAGAUCGACCCUAAGAUCGAUCAAAAACCCUAAUCGAGAUCGAUCAAUCAUGAAGCGGAAGCGGGCCUUUACUAUGGCAUCGUCAUGGUCGUCUACCGUGAAACCCUCGCGCGUUCCUGAAGAAGAAUCAGUCCGGUGUUGGGAGAGCAAAACGGCGUCGUCAAACAGAACCCGACCCCAAAUCCAAUCCAGAUCAAGAAGAGGAUCGAAAACAAGAAACAUCAAUGAUGUCUUAAAAGAUGAAAGAUCCAAGAUUUAUGGGAUCAACCGGAUUUUGGGGACACCCAUUCCCGUGAGCAAUAACCUGACAUGGAGGCUUUUGAAAUCUCACAUGCGAAUUGAAUCUUUUUACUGCACCAAGCUCCACUCCGCUCUCAAUGCCAUCCACGAGUGUUUCGAGCCUUCCAAAGACCCCUACACCAACAGAGACAUUGCUGAGGACAUUGUCUUCGACUUGGAAUCCAAUUUCGAGUUGAAUUUGAGAGGGUUUUACACUGUGGUUUUGGAGAGGAGGGAUGAUGAUGAUGGUCAUGAGGAGAUGGUCGGUGCCGCCACGGUGAGGAUCAAUAAGGGAGUGGCUGAAGUGCCACUCGUGGCGACUAGGCCUCAGUUUAGGAGACUUGGGAUGUGCAGGAUUUUGAUGAAUGAGCUCGAAAAUCGGCUCAUGGAAUUCGGCAUUGAGAGAUAGUGUAACAUGAUAUCUCUUUUGGCAAAAUGUGAUCAUGAAGUCUUUGUAGAAUUGACACUCACAAUGGUAGGCAUGUUGCGUAUAUGUUCCAUUGAACCCAUAUUUUGAACAAGAAUGUGAGCAAGUCCUUUUUAUGUUCAUUGGACACUCGGAUUUGAGAUAUUUUGUGACAUGCCACCGUUCAUGCUUAAUGCUGCAUUACUUUCACAUCAUUUCUGAUAGACUAUUGACACAGUACUACCUUAGGUUCACUUACCAAAAGCUAGUCGGUAAGAGUCUGCUUUACAUCUUAGUACUUAAA